AUGGUCAUAUCAAGUCACGGGGAUGUGAUUGUUGAAUAUGCGGAUCGGGACCAGGAUGGGCUCCCUUCUGCGUCGUCUAUAUCUCGGUGGCUAGUCGCCAGUGAGGACUUGAUACACAACAGUCCUUAUUUCCGGGCUUUGCUUGAUCCGAAUAAAUUCUCUGAGGGGAGGGAUUUCAUGAAGCAAAAGGCAGACUUGAUUGCUGUAGCUGCAGAAUCAAGGACAAAUGAUGAUGGAGAUGCAACAGAUCCAUUGUCGAUGUUAUCACCAUUAUUGUCCUCUGAUGCGGACGCAUUAAGGGCAAUCCCUACUCUCAGCCUCUCAGUGGACGAAGUCACCCAGCGCCUUGGUGUAAACACCAUUGAGCUCUUCCUCAGGGUCCUAUCCUACCCGUCUCUGGGAAACACGCAAAAGCGCGUUUUCAAUAAUGCACUGAAACCACUUCCUCCAUCUGUCAUCGCCAGACUAAUCCACCUUGCGGAUACGUUUAAUUCCCCACAGGUUGUCCGAGAAGCGCUUAAAAGAUCGGGAUAUGCGUAUGGAAAGGGGAGGGUUUCGGUGACGAAGUUCAAUCAGUCGUUGUUGAAAAUGAGCGAGGAUCGUAUUCGACAUAUUAUAUACAUUGCGCACUUUCUCGAUGAACCAACUGUUUAUCAGGUCAUGACGCAUACAUUGGUUGUGCUUGGAUCAAAGUAUUGGAUUAAUGGAGUUGAAGCUCCUUCGGAUCCUGAAGAUGGUACUUUUCGGUGGCAGUACUUCGCGGAUGGUCUCGAAGAAGAACUAUUCCACAGACGCCAAUACGUCCUUAACACAAUCACAGAUCUUCAAGCCUACUUCCUGCGCGCUUACGGUGCCCUCGAAGAAACAACCGGCCCCAAACCAUCAACUACAAACCACCCCGUAACAGUACCCGCAACAUCGACAACAAUCCGUCCUCGCGAAUUCCAAUGUCGUUGCGGAAUGGGCAACUCCAACGCUUGCGAUGCGUUCCAUCUAGGACAAAUGGUCCGAUUUUUUGCGCUCCGCACGAAGACAAUUUUCUUGGGAUCGAGUCUUCUUGAUCCGGAUUUUACGGUGGAUUCUGAUGAUGAGGGUGUACCACAAACUACGGUGUCAGCCGGACCACCAGCUGACAUAACAGCAAUCAUCGCCUCCAUAAAACAAUUCCCAGACUACCAAAUCGACCCCAACCACACAGGCUGCGGUGUCAGACGACGCAUCAUCCCUUCCCUGGAUUGUGUUGAGCGGUUUGUUGGUGAUGGCAGGGGUUUACUAGGUGUCUCGCUACGACAAGAGAAUAAUAGAGUGCCGCUUUCUGCAAGAUCGUGGACGAAUCGAUCCCUGAGACGAGCGCAGCAAGUCGAUGUACGUCUCUCGAGAAUUAGUGGGAUACAUUACUCGCCUCCGUCCUCGGAGCGCACUGCCUCUCAGGAAGAAGAUGCGCGGUUAUUCUUUACCGCGAAGAAACGGCAUUGGGAGGCUUAG
Aspergillus glaucus CBS 516.65 is the source of this 1485-nucleotide messenger RNA. RefSeq lists its product as uncharacterized. The transcript is spliced from 2 exons. The record is from RefSeq and is a predicted model, not a curated record. Lineage: Eukaryota; Fungi; Ascomycota; Eurotiomycetes; Eurotiales; Aspergillaceae. Bases 1 to 1485 code for a protein of 494 amino acids.